UCUCAGUCUUUCGCGACAUGUCGCCUCGACGACAUGUGUAGUGUCUACUAGACCGAAUAGUCUUUAGACACAUUAAAGUACUUUCAUAGUACGUAAUAAUAAUGUAAAACAGUCCAUUUACCCUAAACCCUAAACGCGAAUGUAAAAGUUAUACUAAUUUGCGUUCCUGACUCGCGUUCCGCGUGUGAAUUAUCAAAAUGAAGAAGUAUUAUCUUUUGUUUGGUGAAGGGAGUAAGAUCAACCAAAUAAUAUGUGCUGUUUUGAUAAACCUCCCUGUAUUUGGGUACGGUGCCAGCAUUGGGUGGAUGUCUCCCAUGACCCUACUUCUUCAAUCAAAAGACUCACCAACAGAAGUACCACUUACAGAUUAUGAGAUCUCAUGGAUGGCGGCGGUGGCGUACCUGGUGUGUGUGCCUGCUGACUUCCUGAUGGCCAUCCUGAGCGACUGGAUGGGCAGGAAGAAGGCUCUACUCUUCAUAUCUACUGCUUCUGUUAUCGCGUGGAUUAUCAAACUAUCGUCCUACCAAAUCUGGGCGUUCAUCCUGGCCAGAUCGUGCAUCGGUAUUCUCAUGGGAGGAGCAUACGUCACCUGCCCACUAUAUACUAAGGAGAUCAGCGAGGAUAGCAUUCGAGGAGUGCUGGGAUCUUUGGUUGUACUCUUCCACGUAUCAGGAAACCUGUUCGCGUACAUAAUUGGAGACCUGCUCAGCUAUAGAAGCGUCCUCUGGGUUUGCUUGUCUAUACCCACUCUGCAUCUGGUGCUGUUUAUGAUGAUGCCGGACUCGCCUUCGUACCUGGUCAAGAGAGGGAAGACUGAGGAAGCCUUAAGAGUUCUCGCAUGGCUUCGUUGUCGGAGAGAAGACGACGGCCUGGUCCUGAAAGAACUCGAGCAGAUCAGGAAUGAACAAAGAUCUGAUGAUGAGAGCAGCAAGUUUGUCGCUAAAGCUAUUGUAAAAGACAAGAUUCUCCUUCGAGCGUUCCGUAUAGCGAUAGUGGUCACACUAGCAAGAGAGGUCUGUGGUGCCAUACCAGUCACCAACUUCGCUGGUGAUAUCUUCGCGAACGCUUCGGAAGGGACCACCUUGGUGUUGUCUCCGAACCAGCAGGCGAUGAUGCUUGGUGGUGUCCAAGUAAUCGGGUCUUUAGUGGCCUCUAGUGUCGUAGAGAAGACCGGGAGAAAGCCUCUCCUGAUAAUAACAUCGCUUGUGUCUGGUAUAAGCAUGUGUGCGUUGGGCUCGUGGUUCGUGGCUCGGGAGUAUGGAGUCUGGGCUCCUGGAUGGCUCCCCAUCAGCUCUCUUUGUAUCUGCAUCUUCUGCGACUCUUCGGGUCUCCAGCCUGUGUCUGUGCUUGUCACUGGAGAGAUGUUCUCUUUUAAGUACCGGGGCACUGUAAUGGCAACCACGAUGUCCUUGGCGUCAAUCUGCGGCUUUCUUCAAAUGUUAUUCUUCAAGCAAGUUGCUGCGGCUAUAGGUGUUCAUGUCUCAUUCUACUUCUUCGGAGCCAUCUGCUUAACUGCUGCCAUCUAUGCUCUCCUGGUGGUUCCUGAGACAAAGUUGAGGAGCAUCGGUGAGAUUCAUGAGGAUUUGAAGACGAAGAAAGAGAAAGAAUUAGAAUUGAACGGUCUACCCAUGGUGAGGAGCGAGAAAAAAGAUAUGUGUUAAUCAUAAAUUGCGAUAUUGUAUAACUUUGAGAUAAGCAUUUAGGGUUUGUACUUGCAUCUGUGUGAUUUCUAAUACUGUAAAAAUCAAUAUUGAAAUGUUAUGGGUGCUCUUUUUAAACCUCCUGUAUGUUUUCACUUUUAUCACACUAAGGAUACAUACAUACAUACAUAAACUCACGCCUAUUUCCCACCGGGGUAAGCAGAGACUAUAGAAUUCCAUUUGCUUCGAUCCUGACACACUUCUCUUGCUUCCUCCACAUUCAUCAAUCGCUUCAUACACUCACGCCGGUUCAGAGUAGAUCGUAUUGAACCUUUUCUAAGGACAUCUCCAAUUUGGUCAUCAUAAGUCCUUCUCGGUCUUCCUCUGCCAGCCCUACCAUCAACUUUCGCUUUAUAUACCGCUUUUGCAAUCCUAUUAUCCUUCAUCCGCUCUACGUGUCCAAACCAACCUAACAUUCCCUUCUCAAUCCUAGUCACUAUAUCACACUAAGGAUACUCCGUACAAAAAUAUCAAUCUUACAGUAUGUGAGAGAAACAAACAGUCAUCGCGCGCUCUCCCUUACUCUUUACCGGCUUACGGCCGUAUGUUUUAAAAAAGUGAGGCCCGGAGGGGGGGUUGGUUAAAAAAUGCGGAAAGUAACAGUUCUAUGCGUAGAUAGUAUUAUUCUUUAUUACACUUACACUCCUGUUAUGAUAUCUAUACUAUCGGUUGAAUUAUUUUGCUGUUUGUGCAUAGAACAGCACGUCUAUCAACGUUGCUGUAACAGCAGUGUACUGCCGUAACGUUAUAUCACGGUAUAAUCAAUCUUAUAUUAGUUGAAAACGGCAUAAUCCGUGCUGUAAUUUUAUUGUCUCCACUAUAAUAAAGGUUGUAGCGACCUUUAUAGACGGCGAUACGGCUCACCACCUAUCACGUUGGUCAAACAGAAAGGUCGGUGAGGCGUGGGUACUUAGUUCAUCUUGCAAUGGAUGUGCCUUCGACUACCCCAAUUGGGAUAUAGUCGUGACCUUAUGAAGAUGAUGAUGAUAAUAACGUCACAACCGCUAUUACGAGUAACAGUUAAGUUUAAUGAGCUGGUUCAUUUGUGUUGUUAGUAAAUGGCUGUUUAAUAAAUUAUUAUUACACAUU
Messenger RNA from Pectinophora gossypiella (pink bollworm), 2789 nucleotides. Its product is annotated as facilitated trehalose transporter Tret1-like. The record is from RefSeq and is a predicted model, not a curated record. The coding region runs from base 198 to 1661 and encodes 487 amino acids. NCBI's taxonomy places the organism in Eukaryota, Metazoa, Arthropoda, Insecta, Lepidoptera, Gelechiidae. The transcript has 9 exons. Gene Ontology annotation, biological process: transmembrane transport. Gene Ontology annotation, molecular function: transmembrane transporter activity. Gene Ontology annotation, cellular component: membrane.